CCGCCGCCGCCACCGCCACCGGCCGCCACAUCAAGGUGGAGCUCGAGCAUUGGAUGGACGGACAGUACAACCUGCGAUUGGAUAAUACAAAGAAUCUCAGUCUCCAGAUGGAUUACUUUUUUCAACCUCAAAAAACCUGUCUGAUUUGCGGUGACGAGGCAUCAGGAUGCCACUAUGGAGCCCUCACCUGUGGCAGCUGCAAAGUGUUCUUCAAGCGAGCAGCUGAAGGAAAACAUAAGUUCCUUUGUGCCAGUAGAAACGAUUGCACGAUCGAUAAAAUUCGAAGAAAAAACUGUCCAUCUUGUCGUCUAAGGAAGUGCUUUGCUGCUGGAAUGACGCUUGGAGGUCGAAAAUUGAAGAAUACCAGACCAUUCCAAACUGCAGAGGAAAUUGAGUCUUCAGUUGCACAAAGGCAGGACACCAGUCAGUCUGUCAUACCAAGGAUGGGUAUACCAAGAAUGCAGAAAUUUCAGUGCCAACCCCUUUUCCUCUCUGUUCUACAAGUCAUUGAGCCUGACAUGGUAUAUGCAGGCUAUGACAAUACUCAGCCUGAUACAUCCUCCAGUCUAUUAACAAGCCUCAAUGAGCUUGGGGAAAGACAACUUGUGCAUUUUGUCAAAUGGGCAAAAGUCUUACCAGGUUUUCGAAAUUUACAUGUGGAUGACCAAAUGAGUCUCAUACAGUAUUCAUGGAUGGCAGUUAUGGUGUUCGCAAUGGGAUGGAGGUCCUAUAGAAUUGUGAAUUCCAGAAUGCUCUACUUUGCACCAGACUUGGUAUUUAAUGAGCAACGGAUGCAAAAAUCAUCGAUGUACGAUCUGUGCAUGGAGAUGCAGCGGUUGUCCCAAGAGUUUCAGUGGCUUCAACUCUCCCAGGAUGAGUUCUUUUGCAUGAAAGUGUUGUUACUGUUUAGCAUCAUUCCAGUGGAAGGUCUGAAAAACCAGAAAUACUUUGAUGAGCUACGAUUGAACUACAUCCAGGAACUGGACAGAGUCAUUUCAUUUCACAGGAAGGACGCUCCUUAUAACCCACAUCGCUUUUAUCAACUCACCAAGCUCCUAGACUCGCUGCAAAUAACGGUGAGGAAACUGCAUCAUUUUACGUUUGAUCUGUUCGUUCAAUCUCAAUCUCUGAGCAUCCAGUUUCCUGAAAUGAUGGCAGAAAUCAUCUCUGCUCAGGUGCCAAAGAUCCUCGCUGAGAGCAAGUCUUGGCUGGGUGGUGUGAAAGAAGGGAGAAGUCUUGACGAGAGAGAGAGAAAGGUGCCUUCUUGUCCAGCUAAACCCUGGCAGCCGUCUGUGGAGAUGUCCAUCAGAUGGAGCAUUCUGACAUGCUGUCUGAGAAGGUUAAGUGAGAAUGUGCUGGGAGUGGGGAGAAGCCUGAAGAUAACCUGCAACAAAAAGCCUUGUGUGAUUUGCUUUUCAGUGGUCUGGUCCAGCCGACAGCAGUUCAUCAAGAGAAAGUAACUCCUACCCUCACUGCCCCAGUACCUGAGAGUUUCUCGCACACACUGAAUGAUUGUCCAAAGUUGAGCCAUAAUCCCUAACCCAAGGAACAUGAUUAGCUGUUACUUACGUAACUUUAUCUGUUUUA
Molecule: messenger RNA, 1587 nt
Organism: Callorhinchus milii (elephant shark)
Lineage: Eukaryota; Metazoa; Chordata; Chondrichthyes; Chimaeriformes; Callorhinchidae
Gene: ar
Product: androgen receptor
Exons: 10
Coding region: 54-1460 (468 amino acids)
Biological process (GO): regulation of DNA-templated transcription; male gonad development
Molecular function (GO): zinc ion binding; sequence-specific DNA binding; DNA-binding transcription factor activity
Source: RefSeq, a predicted model, not a curated record